Molecule: messenger RNA, 1805 nt
Organism: Sesamum indicum (sesame)
Lineage: Eukaryota; Viridiplantae; Streptophyta; Magnoliopsida; Lamiales; Pedaliaceae
Source: RefSeq, a predicted model, not a curated record
CGCGUCUCCACGGACGCCCACAUCAUCACUAACGAUAAACUGAUAACUGCAGAGGCAUAGGAAAAGGAAAACACGCAGUCUCCACUGUGUGUUGUGUGUGUAGAGAGAAACAUGGCGAAAUUCUGCUUGCAGCUGAACGCCGGCAUAGGCAGAAAUCUUGCCACGGCCUUCGCGGCUGAUACCGGCGAAAGGAAGAAUAGCAGGAAAAUUGAGAGAGUCGAGCUUCCGGAGAAAGUCAGGAAUUCUAGAGUUCUGAUAUUAGGGGGCACCGGAAGAGUGGGAGGCUCUACUGCCCUAGCCCUGUCCAAAUUCUGCCCCGAUCUUCGCAUAACCGUGGGUGGUCGGAACAGGGAUAAAGGCGCUGCAAUGGUGACUAAAUUAGGCAACAGCGCAGAGUUCUCCGAAGUUGACAUCAAUGAUAGCAAAUCACUGCAAGAAGCUUUGAAGGAUGUGGAUCUUGUCAUUCAUACUGCCGGGCCGUUUCAGCAGGCUGAGAAGUGCACUGUGCUUGAAGCUGCAAUUCGGAACCAGACUGCGUAUCUUGAUGUGUGCGAUGACACAAGCUACGCGUGGCAUGCAAAAUCAUACAUGAACCAAGCACUGGAUGCGAAUGUUCCGGCAAUAACAACAGGGGGAAUCUACCCAGGAGUGAGCAACGUGAUGGCAGCAGAGCUGGUCCGUGCAGCCAAAAGCGAAAGCAAAGCUGAACUAGAGAGGUUAAGGUUUUAUUAUUACACUGCUGGCUCUGGUGGCGCUGGCCCAACAAUAUUAUCAACAAGCUUUUUACUUCUUGGGGAGGAGGUAGUUGCAUAUAAUAAAGGAGAGAAAAUCAAACUGAAACCUUAUAGUGGGAUGCUCAACAUUGAUUUUGGACAAGGAAUUGGAAAGCAGGAUGUUUUUCUACUGAAUUUACCUGAGGUGAGAAGUAUUCAUGAGGUGCUUGGAGUACCGACUGUCAGUGCUCGGUUUGGAACUGCACCGUUCUUCUGGAACUGGGGAAUGGCAGCCAUGACAUAUUUGCUUCCGGCUGAAACCCUGAGAGAUAGAAGUAAAGUUCAGCAAUUAGUUCAAUUAUUUGACCCUCUAGUCAGGGCAGUUGAUGGAAUCAUCGGAGAGAAGGUGUCGAUGAGGGUUGAUUUGGAUUGUUCGGAUGGACGGACUAGAAUAGGAAUAUUCAGCCACAAAAGACUAUCUGAAUCGGUAGGAAUUUCAACAGCUGCAUUUGCCGUUGCCAUUCUCGAGGGAAGCACACAGCCUGGAGUGUGGUUUCCAGAAGAGCCCGAAGGUAUUGCGAUUGAGGCAAGGGAAACUCUUCUCAGUCGUGCUGCACAAGGAACGAUCAAUUUCAUCAUGAAUAAGGCUCCAUGGAUGGUUGAAACAGAUCCAAAAGAGAUAGGUUUUGGAAUUUACUCUUGAGAACAUCGUCACAGACUCGUGUAAACCAAGUUGCAUCAGCUGUUCAGGCCUCAACGGACCACGGUAAUUCUUCUUUCCUCAUAAUAGUUUGCAACUUUGAAUAAGUGACGAGCAAAGUUGGAUCACAACAGUGCGUCGUCGUUGUGUUCAGACAGAGUUGAGCAAUCCAGCUCCGAGUUGCAAGGAUCCGUUCAGUCUCCACCUUAUGCAGUUUCAUUGCAGCUGUAAUCCUUCUUGUCAGAUCUGAGCAUAGUUAUUUUUCCAAAUGUUACUGAUAAAUAUCUUGAAAUUCACUGAGCUGUGAAUGUAUAUCAGUGGCACUUGUUUAUUUAUUCAUAAUUCUUGAUUGUUUAAUUUUUUUAAAGAAUUACAUAGGAAGAUUUUGUUCA